AUGAUAAGCAGCAUUUACCGUCCGGGGGAAAAAAUAGAAAACGAAUUUGUGAAGGAAAAAAUUCGAUCAAAAAUCAACGAAAUGUUGAAAUGGAAAAGAAAUGGCUUUCCAGGUAGUAAUCCAGUAUCUCUAACAAAGCAUAAUAUAAAAAAUUUAUUUAAUAAGGAAUAUUUAAUAUGUGAAAAGACAGAUGGUGUUCGUUAUUUUUUAUUCAUAGCUUCAAAUACAACAUUUUUAAUUGAUAGAAAUUAUGAAAUUUUUAAAAAUGAUAUGCACAUACCAACCAUCGAAGAUUUAAAAAUAAAGCAACAACUCACUUUAUUAGAUGGGGAACUUGUUGAAGAUACAAUAUUUAAUAUAAAAAAAGGAAUUGAACAAAAGAAAGUAGUGUAUUUAAUUUAUGAUGCACUAUUUAUACAAAGGAAAGAUAUAACAAAUCUUUCCUAUUUAGAAAGAUUAACGAAUGCAUAUAAUUAUGUUAUAACUCCUUUGAAAUUAUAUAAAAAAAAAGUUCAGUCAAAUAUUGUUACAUCGGAGGAUCCAGUUGAAUCGUUAAACGACUCUCUAAACGUUAACAAAAGAAAAUGUAUUUCAUAUACUAUCAAAAUGAAUGAUAAAGGAGAAAGUACUUUAGACAUAAAUAAUUCUAUACACAUUUCUACACGGCACACUAAAAGUAGUACUCAAAUUCAUAGGGAAAGUGUUCAUGAUGAUGAUGAUGAUAGUGAUAACGGUAGUGGAGGUGAACACAGUAAUAUACUUUGCAUUAGUGAUGAUCAAAUACAUACACGUUGCGAUGGUGGUACUAGCGGCAGUGGUGCAAAUGGUAUGGGUUCAUUGGAGGAGUCUUCUGAACAAGACACGGAGUCUACAUUGGACGAGUGGGACUGCCCUUUUGAAAUUUACUUAAAAGAUUUUUAUUCAAUUACUCAAAUUUGCGAUUUAAUACAAAUUGCAAAAAAAUUACCGCAUACAUCAGAUGGUAUUAUAUUUACCCCUUUACACUCGCCCUACAUAACUGGAAAUUUUUAUCAACUACUCAAGUGGAAACCACUAAAUUUGAAUACUGUUGAUUUUGGAAUAGAAACAGUAUAUGAUGAAAAUAAAUUACCUAAUAAAUUUGAAUUGUUUAUAGCUAUUAAUGGUGUUAGAACAUCUUACAAAUGUUAUCUAGCAGCAUAUGGGGAUGUAUAUAAAGAACUAUUAGAAUUAGCUAUGAAUAAUAAAAUUUCCCAUUAUAUUAUUGAAUGCUAUUAUGUUUCAAAAAAUAUUUACUCCAUAUGUAAAAAUGAUAACUCUAGUGAAGAAAGAAUUGAAGGAGGAUGGAUAGCUCAAAAAAUUCGAUUCGAUAAGAGUAUUCCGAACGAUAUAAAAACAUUAAAUAAGGUCAUCCAGAGUAUUCUUGACAACAUAACUAUAGAUUCGCUAAUUAAGGAAAUAGUGAGGAAUAGGAGAGCUAAAUGA
Messenger RNA from Plasmodium malariae, 1464 nucleotides. RefSeq names its product mRNA-capping enzyme subunit alpha, putative. The transcript has a single exon. The coding region runs from base 1 to 1464 and encodes 487 amino acids. Lineage: Eukaryota; Apicomplexa; Aconoidasida; Haemosporida; Plasmodiidae. Gene Ontology annotation, biological process: 7-methylguanosine mRNA capping. Gene Ontology annotation, molecular function: mRNA guanylyltransferase activity; ATP binding. The record is from RefSeq and is a predicted model, not a curated record.